This is a messenger RNA of Fukomys damarensis (Damara mole-rat), 6099 nucleotides long. RefSeq names its product trafficking protein particle complex 10 (gene Trappc10). Lineage: Eukaryota; Metazoa; Chordata; Mammalia; Rodentia; Bathyergidae. Gene Ontology annotation, cellular component: TRAPPII protein complex. The record is from RefSeq and is a predicted model, not a curated record. Gene Ontology annotation, biological process: early endosome to Golgi transport; intra-Golgi vesicle-mediated transport. The coding region runs from base 69 to 3713 and encodes 1214 amino acids. The transcript has 22 exons.
GUGCUGGAGAUCAGAAUUUAUUUACCUCUAUUUAUCCGACACUUUCUCAGCAGCUUCCGAGAGAACCGAUGGAAUGGAGAAGGUCCUAUGGCCGGGCCCCCAAGAUGAUCCACCUCGAGUCAAACUUUGUUCAGUUCAAAGAGGAGCUGCUGCCCAAAGAAGGAAACAAAGCUCUGCUCACCUUCCCCUUCCUUCACAUCUACUGGACGGAGUGCUGUGACACAGAGGUGUACAAGGCUACAGUAAAAGAUGACCUCACCAAGUGGCAGAAUGUUUUGAAAGCGCACAGCUCUGUGGACUGGUUAAUAGUGGUAGUUGAAAAUGAUGCCAAGAAGAAAAACAAAACCAACAUCCUUCCCCGAACUUCCAUAGUGGACAAAAUAAGAAAUGACUUCUGUAAUAAGCAGAGCGACAGGUGUGUCGUGCUGUCCGACCCUUUGAAGGACUCUUCCCGAACUCAGGAAUCCUGGAAUGCCUUCCUGACCAAACUCAGGACGUUGCUUCUUAUGUCUUUUACCAAAAACCUAGGCAAGUUUGAGGACGACAUGCGUACCUUGAGGGAGAAGAGGACGGAGCCAGGCUGGAGCUUCUGUGACUACUUCAUGGUCCAGGAGGAGCUCGCCUUCGUCUUCGAGAUGCUGCAGCAGUUCGAGGACGCCCUGGUGCAGUACGACGAGCUGGAUGCCCUGUUCUCUCAGUACGUCGUCAACUUUGGGGCUGGGGAUGGUGCCAACUGGCUGACUUUCUUCUGCCAGCCGGUGAAGAGCUGGAACGGCCUGGUGCUCCGCAAGCCCAUAGACAUGGAAAAGCGGGAGCUGAUGCAGAGGCGGGAGGCCACGCUGCUGGACCUACGCAGCUACCUGUUCUCACGCCAGUGCACCCUGCUCCUGUUUCUGCAGCGGCCCUGGGAGGUGGCACAGCGCGCCCUGGAGCUGCUGCACAGCUGCGUGCAGGAGCUCCGGCUCCUGGAGGUCUUGGUCCCGCCGGGCGCACUGGACUGCUGGGUGUUUCUGAGCUGUCUGGAGGUGCUGCAGAGGAUAGAAGGCUGCUGUGACCGGGCGCAGAUAGACUCCAACAUCGCGCACACGGUGGGGCUGUGGAGCUAUGCCACAGAAAAGUUAAAGUCUUUGGGCUACCUGUGUGGACUCGUGUCAGAAAAAGGACCUGACUCCGAAGAUCUGAACAGGACAGUUGACCUUUUGGCAGGUCUAGGAGCCGAGCGACCUGAAACAGUCAGCACAGCUCAGAGUCCGUACAAGAAACUCAAGGAAGCGCUGUCGUCGGUGGAAGCUUUUGAGAAGCACUACUUAGAUUUGUCUCAUGCUACCAUUGAAAUGUAUACGAGUAUUGGGAGGAUUCGGUCUGCCAAGUUUGUUGGAAAAGAUCUGGCAGAAUUUUACAUGAGGAAAAGGUCUCCCCAGAAGGCAGAGAGCUACCUUCAGGGAGCUUUGAAAAACUACCUGGCUGAGGGCUGGGCCCUGCCUGUCACGCACACCCGGAAGCAACUCGCUGAGUGCCAGAAACACCUUGGGCAGGUAGAGAACUACCUGCAGACCAGCAGCCUUCUGGCCAGCGAUCAUCACCUGACUGAGGAAGAGCGGAAGUACUUUUGCCAGGAGCUACUCAGCUUUGCCGGGUGGCCUGUGGACAGCCCGGGUCACAAGGUGGUGCUGCCCAUGCACUCCUUCGCACAGCUGCGGGACCUGCACUUCGACCCUCCCAACGCUGUGGUCCACGCGGGCGGCACCUUGUCCCUGGAGAUGACUGUGUGCAGCCAGAUGCCGGUUCCCGUGUGUGUAGACCAGAUCGCCAUCAACGUUCACUUCAGCAUCGAGAAGAACAGCUACCGGAAGACUGCUGAGUGGCUGACCAAGCACAAGACGCCCAACGGGAUCAUCCACUUCCCUGCCGAGGUCUCCCCGCUCCCCCCGGCCCAGAGCAGCUUGCCCGCGCUGGAGCUGGCGGAGAUGUUCGAGCGCAGCCCUUCUGACAAUGCCCUGAACACCACGGGCAUCAUCUGCAGAAACGUCCACAUGCUGCUGCGCAGGCAGGAGAGCGGCUCUUCCCUUGAGGGGCCCUCGGGGGUGGCCCUGGAGGACGGGGCCCACGUACUGAGGUGCAGCGGUGUGACGCUGGAGCCCGGGGCCAACAGGGUGGCGUUCAGGACUCAGGCCAAGGAGCCGGGGACGUACACCCUCCGGCAGCUGUGCGCCACGGUGGGCCCUGUGUGGUUCGUGCUUCCGCACAUCUAUCCCAUCGUGCAGUACGACGUCUAUUCUCAGGAGCCGCAGCUGCACGUGGAGCCACUGGCUGAUAGCCUUUUGGCUGGCAUUCCUCAGAAGGUCAGAUUCACUGUCACCACUGGCCACUACACAGUGAAGAAUGGGGACAGCCUGCAGCUCAGCAACGUGGAGGCCAUGCUGGUCCUGUGUCAGGGAGAGAACAGUGCUGUGAUCUACUCUAACUCCAGAGAAGAGUCCUCCAGUGCAGUGCUCCAGGUCCAGUCCUCUGACAAAGUCACGAGCAUCGGGCUGCCUGCCACGCCUGCUUACCAUGUGAUCGAGUUUGAGCUGGAGGUUCUGUCCCUGCCAUUGGCUCCAGCAUCUAGCAGGGAGAGUGACACGCCAGGGACACCGGAGCCGCCCAGGAAGCAGAAGGACAGACAGAGGGCGGGCCCCUGCAUGGUCACCACCGACCACAAGUUGUCCAUCGAUUGCCCAUGGUCAAUCUACUCCACAGUCAUUGCGCUGACGUUCAGUAUGCCCUUCAGGACCACGCACUCCCUGCUGUCUGCCGGAACCAGGAAAUACGUGCAGGUUUGUGUCCAGAACUUGUCAGAGCUUGACUUCCAGCUGGCAGAGAGUCACCUUGUAGAUACUGGAGGUGCCGCCGACCUGCACCUGACUCCGCUGAAUGCACCGUCCCUGCAGCACAUCCACAGCAAGCAGUCAGUGUUUUUCGUGUGGGAGUUGAAGUGGACACAGGAGCCUCCCCCUGCCCUGCGCUGCCAGUUCUCCAUGGGCUUCUCCCCGGCCUCUGCAGAGCAGCUGUCCAUCUCCCUGAAGCCCUACACGUACGAAUUCCAAGUGGAGAACUUCUUUACCCUGUACACCGUGAAGGCGGAGGUGCUGCCGCCCGCAGGUGUGGAACACUGCAGGACCGGCUCGCUCUGCUCUUUGGAGGUGUCCAUCACACGGCUCGCUGACCUGCUGGAGGUGGACAGGGACGAGGCGCUGACGGAGUCCGACGAGUACUUCUGCACAAAGCUCAUGUACGAAGUGGUCGACAACACCAGCAACUGGGCAGUGUGUGGGAAGAGCUGUGGUGUUAUCUCCAUGCCUGUGGCCGCCCAGGCCACUCACCGAGUGCACAUGGAGGUGAUGCCUCUCUUCGCGGGCUACCUCCCUCUUCCUGACGUCCGGCUGUUUAAGUACCUCCCUCACCACUCUGCACACUCCUCCCAGCUGGAUGCCGACAGCUGGAUUGAGAAUGACAGCCUGUCGGUGGACAAGCACCCAGACGACCAGCUGGACUGCAGCAGUGUGCGGAGUAGAGGCAGCGCGCACUCAGCCGCCAGUGGCGAGCACAAGGGCCUGCCCAUGCCCCGGCUGCAGGCGCUCCCCACCGGCCAGGUCUUCAACUCCAGCACGGGCACGCAGAUCCUGGUCAUCCCCGGCCAAGACGACCACGUCCUGGAAAUCAGCGUGACAUGACAGGAGCGCUGUGGUCCUCUGGCACCACAGACUGCUAUGAUUGCACUUUAGGGACAGUGACUGGAUCGUUCUCGUCAUGACACACUAGCUCUAACCAGACUCGGCAUCCCUGCUUGGCCUCACAGGUACCAGGGAGCGGCGCGGUGCAGCCGGUCGGCGGAGAUAGUGUAUCCCUCAUGUUGUCUGUGGCACAGGACCCUCGUUCUUCUCUCACCCCAUCCCUGUGCUGGUGUCUGACCGCUCUGCUCCGUAUCCCGCUCCUCCACCCUCACACUGCUGCAGGACUGUCUCCAGUCUCCACGCAGCCCCGUCUGCCGGCUCUGCAAGGAAGCCUUAUCUUUCUGGCCGCGCUUGGCAGGCCCCGCUGGCUUCCUGUGAUGCCUGUGUGCUGCCCAACCCUGGACCGCCUGGGAGAAGCUGGGCGUCUUCUGAUCACCAAGCUUCCCUUAGUAACGCGUAGCGCCUUUCAGGGCCAGCAGGAGGGGUGCAGUGGGUCUGGAGGGAGUGUGACCCCUUCUGUGCCUCGGGAGGACAGUCAGCUGACCAGGGAGCUGCAGGCUGGAGCUGUGCUCAAGGUACUUGAGAGGGCCUAGGCUGGGCGGGAGAGGCAGCGCAGCACUGGAAGGGUGUGGGUGUAAAUGUUUCUGGUCCCGUGUUCCCCAGUGUUGACCGGAUAUCAUAUGCAAUUGGAGUUAAACAUAUAUUUAUUUUAAUUGUCAUUAUGUAGGCGGGGUUGAUAUGUUGUUUGCUUUUCUCUCAUCUUUAACGUCUGUUCGUGUAAUUGUAGCCGUGUAAUCCGCAUCUUUCUUUUGCACCUGAGGUCUUAGCUGAAACUCCCGUGAGGUAAGGAGUAAGGGAUCCUCGUGUGUCCUAGGCCGGCCGUGGGGACUGGGCCACUCGGUGGCAGUCAGAUCACACCAACAGGCUCAUUCACUUUCGGUUGUAAAAUUUAAUUGUACAUAUGGUUGAUUUAUUAUUUUUAAAAGUACAGACUAACUGAUGUAAUGUUUAAGUUGCACCAAAAAUCAAGGACAAAAUAAAUGUGUUUUUAUUGGUGUAAAAGUCACAGUUUGUAAAUAAGUGUUGUAUGUAUUGGCCCUUUUCUGGCUCUGCAAAGCAAUGUAUUUUUGUACAUGGGAAUUGAGUGCUCUGGGUUCACUGACACAGUGUGCUUGGAGCUCAGCUUGACCAGGUGAACAUGAGCAGAUGCAGUGGGGGACAGCCCAGCCCAGGUGUAGGAGCCAGAAGCACGGCUGCAAUGACCGAGUCCUUGUCAGUACUGUCGGCCUUCGCCUCAUCCCAUAAAUAAAGGUGGUGUGAUCUUCCCUGUGGCGCUUUUAUUUCUAGAAAUUGGGAAACUGCGUAAGGAAGAGAAUUCUCCAUGGGUUUAAACUUUUGGAAGUUUAUCUUCCUUAUGUGGUAAGCUAAUAAAUGUGGCCCACCUGCUUAGGCAAAUUAGAACUUGAGACCAGUAAGAGUUUAGGGUCCCAGAAAUAAGGUCUCCGCUGUCAGGGCGGUGCACGCCCGGCAGUGCUGUGAAGCAGGCGGUCUCUGCAGUUGUGGCCGGUAGAAGUGUACCAUCGCUGUCAGCGUGGAGCCAGCGCAGGGCGGCCUGAUGGCAGUGCAGGACGGGGGUUUAGUCACCACUCUGGUUUUCUAGUAUCUGAGCUCUCUGAAGAUACGAUUUUCUAAUGGUAUAGAUUUGGAAUAAAACAAGGGGGAAAUCCAAAAUGUAUAUGGUCGCUUCUUAUCUGGAAACUCAGUGAAAUCAGAACUGUCCCAGAUUCCUUUCCCCAAUUAGCGCUCUUUGGUAAACUAAGAUAAAUGCUUCUGCCCUUUCCCCUUAAGAUAAAAGAAUGUCACUAAAAAGUUAGAAGUCCUCGCGUUAACAGUCACAGCAUAACAGGGAAGAGGCUGUCCCUGGGCGUUUGCUGUGAGGCUUUGUAACUGAGAGGGGCUGGUUUCGAUGACUCUGGUGUGGUGAGUGUUGAAAAGUUGAGAAGCCAGGGAUGCAAUGUGUAUGUUGAAAACAGAAUAUGCAGCUCUGCUACAGGGAACCUGUAGAAUGUGUAAAAUAUAAGCAAUGGAAAAGAGGAUCGGUUAUAAUUUUUGUGAACUUCAUGGGGCUUCCUGUGAUUAAAGGAUAAUUCCUCUGGUUCUAAGGUGGGGAGUGUUUGGUCUGAGAACAACUUCCAUUUACCCAGCCUGAAGCAGUCAGAUUCGAGUAUUAGUCCUAGGUGAGUGGGCGUCUCGUAGAGUAGGCCACAUAUGCAUGAGGCUCCAUUCACUUUUUCUUUAGGGUGUAAAAUAAGGUUAAAUUUUGUGCUCGCAAGGCAGGUGGCAGAACCACUGAGCUUAAAUCCCUGGCCCAAGGUUAAAUUUUAAA